UAAUCGUUUAUAUAGCAGAAAGAAAAAUACAUCAAUAUUACAAAAACUUAUUCUAAAGCUACAUAAACGGAAAUUAAUUAAUUUCCUUCCAUGUCCGAUGCACAUUUGGAAGCACCGCCUUCGGUGCGCCUCACAAACGAUGAUUUUCGUAAGCUGCUGGCCACGCCGCGUGCCCCGCCACCUGGUUCCUCGAGCAGCAGCGCAGGCAGCGGUUACCUUGCCAGCGCCCAGUUUGCCACGCCCACUGCAGUCGGUGAAAAGAAGAAGAGUCAAAGCAGUAGCGAACGCAAUGAUCUGCGCCGCAAAAAGAAGAACUUCUAUGCAGCACUCAAAAAGCAGGAGGAUGUCAAGCUGCAGGAGCUGUCGGAAAAGUACAGAGAUCGUGCACGCGAGCGUCGAGACAAUGCCAAUCCGGAUUAUCAGAAUGCCAGUACGCCCGGUCAUGGCAGCAGCACAAAUGCCUAUCGAGCCGUAGCGCCAGAUAUGAAAUCCGGCGUAGAUGCAGCGGAGCGCAGACGUCGCAUCAUACAGGAGUCCAAGUUCUUGGGCGGUGACAUGAAGCAUACUCAUUUGGUGAAGGGUCUCGAUUAUGCCCUGCUGCAGAAGGUGCGCUCCGAGCUGCACUGCAAGGAGGCUGAAGAGGAGGAACUAGCAGCUGCCUUGGCGCGUGAAAAGCUGGCGGAAGCAGCAGCUGCUGCAGAGCAACUGGAGGCAGAACGUCGGGAAGCGGAGGAUAUAAAUGCCAUCAAUGGUGCCAUGGCUCGCAACAUAUAUAACCUCAUACAGGCGCGACGCUCCAAGGAGGUGCCCCGCAAUGAGCUGUUUGCGCCCGGGCGCAUGGCCUAUGUGAUUGACAUGGAGGAUGAAAUGGACAUGGACAUACCGACAACGCUGAAGCGCUCAAAGUAUGAGGUUCCUGUGGCACGUGAGGACAUUGCCACGCUGACCACCAACGAUAUUGUUAUCAAUAAGUUGUCACAGAUUCUGAGCUAUCUGCGAGCCGGUGGACGCAAUAAGAAGAACAAGAAACGAGACAAGGAUAAGCCACUGUUCUAUGAGAAGGAAGUGGAGCAUGUGCGCAGCAGCAACAACCACAGCGGCGCCACAGCUGGCGCUGGCGGCGGUUUAAUGCCGAACACUAGCAGUGGCAACAAAUCCGCGAAAACUCUUGGCGAUAGCAUCUAUGAUGAUGUGGGCGAUUAUCAACCCUCAAACUCUCGCAGUGAUCGCCAUCAGCCGAAGCCUGCCACGACUCAAUCCUACUUUGGUGACGCCCCCGCUGAGCCGGAGCCGGUAAUAACAAAUAUACCGCCGCCUCCAAAGAUAUCCAAAGCGAUGGCAUCACGUUUUGCCAAUGAGCCAGAGGGCUAUGCCGAAUGCUAUCCGGGUCUGGAAGAGAUGAAUGAUGCCAUUGAUGAUUCAGAUGAUGAGGUGGACUACACCAAAAUGGACUUGGGUAACAAGAAGGGACCGAUCGGUCGCUGGGACUUCGAUACGCAGGAGGAGUACUCGGACUAUAUGAGCACGAAGGAAGCGCUGCCUAAGGCAGCCUUCCAAUACGGAGUCAAGAUGCAAGACGGUCGCAAGACGCGCAAAAACAAAACCGAGAAGAACGAAAAAGCCGAACUCGAUCGGGAGUGGCAAAAGAUUCAGGGCAUCAUACAGAAACGCAAGCUGCCCAGGGACGGAGGUGGCAGUGGAGGCGGUGGCGGCGAUGAACCCGACUACAAAUCAGCUAAAUACUAAAAUUCACAAUGGAUCAACUCUUUAAAUUAGUUCAGAGUGGAGUUGAUUUAAGGAUUUACAUAAAAACAUAAGAAGGUUCUUUUUAAAUUACUAGAAUUA
Drosophila hydei is the source of this 1845-nucleotide messenger RNA. It is a transcript of the gene beag, whose product is annotated as protein Red. Gene Ontology annotation, cellular component: nucleus. Lineage: Eukaryota; Metazoa; Arthropoda; Insecta; Diptera; Drosophilidae. The transcript has 2 exons. The record is from RefSeq and is a predicted model, not a curated record. Gene Ontology annotation, biological process: mRNA splicing, via spliceosome. Bases 91 to 1746 code for a protein of 551 amino acids.